AAUAUAAAAUGUUAUAGAAAAAGAUAUUAUUGGAUACGAUUCAAAAACAUCUAGACUAUUAUUAAUGGCUUCAGCUUCAGAUUAUGAAGAAACUAUGCCAAUCAGUAGUUCAUUGUUAAAUAAGUGUUCAAAUUUGAAACUUUGCUCAAAAUUAUUAGAUUCCCAUAUGUAUAUUAUGAAACGUUGGCUAGUCAACUAUCUUGUAAAAGAUGUUAAUAUUUCAACCCUUAAAGGAGAGCUACUUCCAUUUGUAGUGAAAAAACAACUAUCAAAACAUUGUAAAAACAUUGAACCAAAUGAAAAGUGUGAAGAUGAAGAAGAUGAAAAACCUGAUAUAUUCAACUUAUCAAAAGAAUCUGAUAUUGAAACUAAAAUUCGUUCAAUGUCUUGUUUUGGUAAUACAACUAACUUUGAAGAGAUGAUUAAAUGUUAUGCUUGUGUGAUUGAUUCAAACAUUGGAAUACGCGCAAACACUUUGUAUGAUUAUUGUAGAGUCAAUAAAAUUAUUCACAAGUUAAACAUGCAUUUAGGGGAAGAAAAAGAUAAAAUUUCACCAGAAGCUGAAAUUUUAUCAAAUCAAUUUGACAAGGAGACUUGUUUUGUUGGACCUAAUACCAAGAUAAUGGAGAAAACAUCCAUUAAAAGUAGCACUAUUGGUUCAAGAUGUACAAUUAAUUCAAAAACUAGAAUAACUGAUUGUAUUUUAAUGAAUGGUGUUACCAUUGAAGAGAGAUGUGUACUUCAAAAUUGUAUAGUAUGUCAUGAUGCUGUAAUAAGUGCUGGCUGUGAACUUAAAGACUGUUUGAUAAGCGGUAGUUUUAAAGUCCCAUCUGGAGGUAACUUAAUUUACUCAAUAUAUAAUAAAUAAUAAUAAUUUAUAAUU
Acyrthosiphon pisum (pea aphid) is the source of this 883-nucleotide messenger RNA. RefSeq names its product translation initiation factor eIF-2B subunit gamma. Gene Ontology annotation, biological process: cytoplasmic translational initiation. NCBI's taxonomy places the organism in Eukaryota, Metazoa, Arthropoda, Insecta, Hemiptera, Aphididae. Bases 65 to 868 code for a protein of 267 amino acids. The record is from RefSeq and is a predicted model, not a curated record. The transcript is spliced from 4 exons. Gene Ontology annotation, cellular component: eukaryotic translation initiation factor 2B complex; guanyl-nucleotide exchange factor complex. Gene Ontology annotation, molecular function: translation initiation factor activity; guanyl-nucleotide exchange factor activity.